Messenger RNA from Chaetomium strumarium, 1580 nucleotides. RefSeq lists its product as uncharacterized. Bases 1 to 1380 code for a protein of 459 amino acids. NCBI's taxonomy places the organism in Eukaryota, Fungi, Ascomycota, Sordariomycetes, Sordariales, Chaetomiaceae. The transcript is spliced from 2 exons. The record is from RefSeq and is a predicted model, not a curated record.
AUGGCAGGCGAGAGCAACGGGACUCCUAGCGGAGCCUCUACGACACAGGAUGGGCCGAAACCGAACAGCGCGCCAGCUCCUGCUAAUGCCACAGCCACCCCGGGCAACACCAACCCAGAGAAGCUUACACCUGCCCAGCUAAAAGCCAGAGCGAAGGCUGAGAAAGCCGCGAGACGUGCCCAAGUAAAGGAAGCCAGAGCUGCUGCCGCUGCGCCAGGGACGCCAACACAAGAAAAAGCUGCCGCGGGUACAGACGCAAAGGGUGGGAAGGGCAAGGGGAAACAGGAUGUGCAGCAGGCACCGAACAGACCCCGGCCGUCAGUCAGCGGGCGGCGACCAUCCGUGCUGAUUGUUGAGAAGGACGCCAGGAGUGGCAUUCCCGAGUCCUUCAGCCAUGUGCCAAUGGCCAAACGGAUGCCAAUGUCCCAGGCGCACAAGGACGUGCACCCUGCAGUACUCGCGGUAGGCCAGCAGAUGGCUACAUUUGCGCUCAAAGACAGCAUCUCCCGUCUCAAAGCAACUCUCUUGGCGUUUAGGAAGGUGAUUGAGUCGUACGAGACACCUAAGGGAAACUCGCUCUCUCGGCAUUUCGUACCACACGUACUGAACCCCCAGAUUGAGUACCUAACCGAGUGCAGGCCUAUGUGCUUUGCUAUGGGCAACGCCAUCAGACUGCUGAAAGGGAAGGUCAACAAGUUCGACAUUGACACUGCUGAGGACGAAGCAAAGGAGGGCCUCCUGGAAUGGAUUGAUCUCUUGAUCAACGAACGAAUCACGCUUGCGGAGUUCUCCAUUGCACGGAAUGCGGCUCAGUCGAUCAACGAGGGCGAUACGAUCCUCACAUAUGGGCGGCAUCGGCUUGUCGAAAAGACAUUCCUCGAGGCGAAGCGGAACGGCAAGUCCUUUAACGUCACUAUUAUCGACGAUCCAUACGAGCGCAGUGGUCAGGAGCUUGCGAAGGCGCUACGACAGGCCGAUAUUCACGUGCUCUACUCGCCCAACUUGGGUGGCCUGAGACCCAAGGUGGCGGAGGCGUCAAACGUGUUUCUCGGAGGAGAGGCUAUCUUUGCCAAUGGCUCGCUUCACGCAGCAUCAGGGACGGCGGACGUAGCCAUGGCUGCCAUGAACGCCGGUGUCAAGGUGAUUGUGCUGUGUGAAACAAUCAACUUUGACCGGGAUCGCGUGUCUGUUGAUGCGCUCACUUACAACGAGAUCGAUCCUGAGAGGAACUCGGCGGAUUGUUUCCGGCUGUUAUUUGACGUGACACACGAUAAAUACAUCACAGGCGUUGUCACCGAGUUCGAGAGCGGUGGCGGCAAUUCGCCCGCCCAGGCCAUCUUGGCUCUCUUGAGGAAGCAGGAAGACCCCCUUAUUGCUUAGGUUGGUGGUUGGUGGGUAGGUCAACCGACGUAAAGCACCGGAAUCUUGCAAUUACACGUCCCUGGGGCUGGAGGAGAGAAGUGCAGAGGGGGAGAGGCGGACGGGGGGUUGAACGGGAGCUAGCUGGUCCAGACCAAGUGAGCUUUCUCGUGGCCUUGAGGGUUCAUUGAUGGCGCAUCGCUUCUACCGUCUUUAGAAUC